Molecule: messenger RNA, 2853 nt
Organism: Scylla paramamosain (green mud crab)
Lineage: Eukaryota; Metazoa; Arthropoda; Malacostraca; Decapoda; Portunidae
Product: methionine-R-sulfoxide reductase B1-like
Exons: 4
Biological process (GO): protein repair
Cellular component (GO): nucleus
Molecular function (GO): peptide-methionine (R)-S-oxide reductase activity; L-methionine (R)-S-oxide reductase activity
Source: RefSeq, a predicted model, not a curated record
AAGUAAAGAGUGGCAUCAGCUGAUCGGCGACCCGGCGGCCGUCGUGAAGAACAGAGAUAGUUUUGGGUUGCAGGGCAAGCCAGUGGUGUGGGAACCCAAAGGGAGGCUUGCAGGAUGGCAUAUUGUUCGUGGUUCAAGGAAGAAGUUUACAGGGACCACUUUGAACCAGGUGUGUAUGUUUGUGUAGAGUGCAGUAAUGAGCUCUUCUCCAGCCGAGCUAAGUAUGAGCACGGCACCCCUUGGCCAGCCUUUACACACCCCAUCCAUACCAAAUCCCUGACCAAAGUGCAAGAAGAAAACCGGCCAGGAGCUCUGAAGGUUUCUUGUGGGCAGUGUGGUACUGGAUUAGGUCAUGAAUUCUUGAAGGAUGGCCCAGAUGGUCAGAUGUCACGCUUCUGAAUAUUCUCACACUCCCUCAAGUUUGUGCCAAAACAAGAGGGAGUGGAGUCAUCAGUGGAUAGUCCUGCACAAAUCACUAAUGGCUCAUUAAACAAGACAGAAGGCUGUGACAAGCCUUCAGAAACACCUCCUGGCAAAAUGGAUUGUCAGCUUAUUUAGAGUAUUAUAUUUGAUACAAAUUCCAAUGUGGAAAUAUGCAUAAGUUUUGCAAUGCCUAACCAUAUUAUGAAGUUUUCAUAUUUUUUUUUCUUAAUAAAAAGUGUCUUAUCAAGUAGCAUAUCAUGUAAUUUUUACUUUACAUCUCUACUGUACCUGUUUACUGUUUUUUCUUUUGUGUGGACUAUUCUGGGUGCUGAUUGAAAAGAUCCGCACACACACACACACACACACACACACACACACACACACACACACACACACACACACACACACACACACACACACACACACACACACACACACACACACACACACAGCUCACAGCUGACAACUGAGAAUGCCUGGAUCUGAGUCCCACGUGCGGUGAGGCAAAUGGGUGAGCCUCCUAACUCUUUCACUGCUAUUUGGUACAUCUUUCCUUAAUCACUAACCACUCUGGGACAUUCAUUCUCAUUUUGCAGCCAUAACCAAAACAUUAUACUAGCUGGAAAUUGCAAAAUCUCCUCUUUUCAUCAUAUUCUUUCUUGUAGGUCCUUAUAAAGAUUUAAUAGACUACUUUUAGUGCUGUGACCCAGCAGCAAGUAGUUAUGGGAUGUAAUCCAAGGGACUGUGACCUUGCUGUCCUGAUGUGUGGUGUGUGAGUGGUCUCAAUCCUACCAAAAGAUCAGUCAGUAUGAGCACUUAAGUUCUUCCUGUAGGGGAAUGACUGGCUGGGUGACCAGCAAAUAGCUGUAGGUGAAUGACACACACACACACACACACACACACACACACACACACACACACACACACACACACACACACACACACACACACACACACACACUUGUUUUUAUGAGCAUAUUCUGUGUAAUAAUCUUGCUGCUAAUCAGUUGUGGGUCUGUGAGUAAUGAAGGGAUAGGGGUAAAUCUAGCCUUUAGACCCUUAUCAUGGAAGUGACCACUGAGACAUGACUUAUUGCAAAUGAUUAUUAUGACAAGAGCAAUAACAAGAUACAGAGGAAUCCUAGUUAUCUGGCACAAUUGAUUGAGUUUUUGGUUCAUUGAAGUUUGAUACACAGAUACUGUAUUUUAUGCGGAUAAUGUUUAUUUGGCUAGUACUAAGCUUAAUGACUGAUGUGCCCAUGCCUGAUUCUGGAUGGCUUCACUUUCUAUUGUGAUAGAGAACUCUGUCAUCUCAGUGGUGUAGCACAGAGAUAUGUUGUGAUGAGGUCUAAGUUGUGUAUGUUAAUAACAAUGGUUUUAUUUAUUUUUCGGAUUGCAGUGCUGUUAUUUUGUUAUCUUCUCUACAGUUAUAAGAUAUGUAAGAGCUAUAUUGCAACUGCUUCUUUCUUAGCAGAAACAUAGGAGGCAGUGGGGUGUUGUACAUGUUUGAAAAUUCAGUGUUCUAUUCUCUCUUGUUCUGGUGUGGAGAGAUUGUUCUCCGUAGGAAAGGAUGUUUGAGACCUAAGUAAUGUGUUGGGCUGCUAGAUGAGCAAGUAUUCUUGUAAAUUUUUAUGCUCUGAUUUGCCAAAUGAUCUACAAUUUUUCCCAGGCCUUUGAUUAUAUUGCCUGAACAAAAUGCAUUAAAAGUACACAAACCAUUACCUUUUACAGUCAUAACUUUCUCAGGGCAUCUGAAUGCAUUUUGUUUCAUUUUAUAACUUACUGACAUCAUAGUGGCUUAUUUUUUGUCUUUUUAAUGUCUGAUAUUUCAAGUGGCAAGGGACAUAAGAUGGCAGGCAAUACAUAAAAAAAAAAAAGUUAUUUUAAAUGCCUCUUUUUCUUCUAAAAUUCUAGUUGCUUGAACAUUCUGAAUAUCAUGUACCAUAUUCUCUCAUACUAUAAUUUUUUUGUAAGCUUGAUAUUAAUAGUAAUAUAUAUACAUAUGUAUGAUUAAAAGAUUGUAAGUGUUUUGCAGUUGGGGCAAUGAAGGGUAGAUGCACUCUGCAUGAGUCAACAUCUUGAUGUCACUGGGGCAUUUUGAGUAGAGUAUUUGACACCAAGAGUAGACCUAUCCUCUGUCACAUCCUUCCUUCUAUUUGUGUUCUUUCACUCUGCUUUCUAAUAUCAGUACUGAAAAAAAAUAUGAAAUAAAUUCAUUAGUAAAAAUCAAUCAAUAUAUUAAAAUGAAGGAAAAUUUAUCAUUUAGCUGUUAUGACUCAACUAGAGUGGAUCACCUUCCUCACCUUCCCCUUUGUAUACCACUGUUCUUGCCUAAGUGAUUUAUCCCGCUUUACUGAAUCACACCUCGAAAAUGCUUGAGAGAUCAGAGUUUUAAUAUUUUUUAAAAUUAUAAAAUAAAAAAAAAGUAGUU